Molecule: messenger RNA, 1860 nt
Organism: Epithele typhae
Lineage: Eukaryota; Fungi; Basidiomycota; Agaricomycetes; Polyporales; Epitheliaceae
Product: fungal-specific transcription factor domain-containing protein
Exons: 11
Biological process (GO): regulation of DNA-templated transcription; DNA-templated transcription
Molecular function (GO): DNA-binding transcription factor activity, RNA polymerase II-specific; zinc ion binding; DNA binding
Source: RefSeq, a predicted model, not a curated record
GAGCAGGCGAGGCUGAAGAAGAAGCAGAGGGCCUGUGACUACUGUAGACGGAAGAAAAGUAAUGGCGCAGAGAUGCCCGAGCACCGGUGUUCGAGGUGCAUCUCGCAAGGGAUUGACUGCACAUACGAGCCUAUUAACACACGGCCUCCAAGCAAGAGCCAUGUGCAAAUACUGGAGAACCGAUUGCAGAACAUGGAGAAGCUGUUUACCCGGCUUCAUCCCAACCUGUCCAUCCCCAAAGACUUCGACAGUGUGCUCGAGGCUAAUCGCCUCGGGGCACAGGCGGAGGCACCGUCAGUCAAUUCAGUCAUCUUGUCUUCCUGUUCGUCUACCCACUCGACUCGCAGCGGCUUGACUCCGCGGCCACCCGAGCCGGACGCCUCUGUCGACCCCGACGAACUCGAUCCAAGUGAUGACGAGCAGCAAGCCAAGGCCAAUAUACUUCGCGAGUUCAGACAUGGACUCGCACUAGCACCCGGAGGAGCCCUUCAGUACCACGGCAAAUCGAGCAACCUUAUGUUUCUCCAGGCUGUGAUGGAGCUGAAGGACAAAGUGACGAGCAUGAGCUUCGAAGACGCGCCGUCGGAUGCCGGGGGCAAGCAAAUGAGGGAGCGGCUGAGAUUUUCAGAGUCAGUAGAUAGCUCGUUCCAGAUCACGCCAAACGUACUGGUGAAAGAUCCACCACACUCGGACUUUCCACCGCGCGACCUGAUCAACCAACUUGCUGAUGCUUACUGGGACAACCUCGAAAUGUACACACCCCUCCUGCAUCGCCCCACAUUCGACGCAUACCUCGACGAGGGGAAACACCUCACGGACCGCGGCUUUGGCUCCGUCGUCCUUCUUGUCUGUGCUAUCGGGGCCCGUUGGGUAGACGACCCCCGGACGGUCGUCGGACCUCUUCAGUCAGGCUGGCACUGGUUUGAGCGCGUAGACCAGGCUCGGUGGUCGGUCCUCGACCAGACUAAACUCGAGGACCUGCAAGUGUGCGUGCUCACCGUGACAUACCUCAGCGGCUCGCACUCACCUCAGAGCGGCUGGAACAUUAUUGGGCUCGGGAUACGGCUGGCGCAGGACGUAGGUUGUCACCGUAGGAAGAUGUACGAGUCGGGGCCAAGCGUUGAUAGCGAGUUGUGGAAGCGUGCGUUUUGGGCUUUGCUCGCAUUUGAUCGCAUGGGAAGCUUCGGGCUAGGUCGUCCUGCGGCCAUUCACGACGAGGACUUCGACACAGAACCUCUACUUGAAGUGGACGACGAGUACUGGCUCAACGACGACCCGGACUUGUGUUUCAAGCAACCCGAGGGGAAACCGUCCAGAGUUGCAUUCACGAACUGCUUCGCGAGACUGCAGAAGAUUCUCACGUUUGCGUCUCGGACUGUCUACUCCAUCAACCAGUCGAAGCUCAAUCUUGGUUAUGUAGGGGCAAAUUGGGAACAGCGAAUCGUCGCCGAUCUAGACUCCGCCUUGAACAGAUGGAUAGAUACAAUCCCAGAACAUCUGAAAUGGGAGAACCAGUCUUCGGCAGACGAUUUCUUCAUGGGUCAAUCGUCGACACUGUACUCCCACUACUACUUUGCUCAGAUUUGCGUCCACCGACCAUUCAUCCCAUCAGCGAAUAAGCCGUCCCGUCUGCCGUUCCCUUCACUCACCAUCUGCACGAAUGCCGCACGUUCCUGCACCCACGUGCUGGAUAUAUAUUUCCAGCGUGCAGGACGCGCACUAGCAAUGCAGCGGGUACCGUUGUUCACCGCUGGACUUGUGCUUCUUCUCAACAUGUGGGGCAGCAAGAAAGCGGGGCUCCCGUUCAGUUCCAACAUGGACGAUGUGCAGAAGUGUGUGACCAUGCUGAAGUCGCUUCAG